Messenger RNA from Engraulis encrasicolus (European anchovy), 4254 nucleotides. RefSeq names its product GA-binding protein subunit beta-2-like. NCBI's taxonomy places the organism in Eukaryota, Metazoa, Chordata, Actinopteri, Clupeiformes, Engraulidae. The record is from RefSeq and is a predicted model, not a curated record. Gene Ontology annotation, cellular component: nucleus. Gene Ontology annotation, biological process: positive regulation of transcription by RNA polymerase II. The transcript has 8 exons. The coding region runs from base 1550 to 2830 and encodes 426 amino acids. Gene Ontology annotation, molecular function: protein binding; transcription cis-regulatory region binding.
GGUGUCAUGAGGAGGGCGCAGCCUGGCUACGGUCGGAAGGCUACAAGCAAGUGUCUCGCACCUGCUCUGCUCUCUUUGGCAGAGAAUAUGUGAUGAUCUGAGGGUGCUUCAGCGAGGCUGGCAUUGGGCAGAUUCAUCUUUGCAAGUCACAUACAAAUUAUCUUGAAACGUUAUUCCCUCUACACUGCCAAUGUCUCCCAACUCUGAGGAUCUUUUCUAUUUGUUUGUGCUGGUUGUCCAAGCCUCAAAGCUCAAUCAAUUAGUGUGAGGAUGAAGGACCACAAGAAGACCCUGUCAUAGCCAGCCAAAUCCCUGGACCUGAACUCCGCGGAAAACCUCUGGAAUGUGAUGAUGAGGAAGAUGGAUGGUCACAAGCCUUCAAAGCUCAGCAGCAUGAACUCCUACACCAUGAGUGGAAUAAAGUCAUCCAAGAACAAUGUGAAAGACCGUUGUUCAAGUGAAUGUCAUUUUGAUUUCUUUGCAUUGUUUUAGGUCUGAAAACAUUGCACAUUUUGCGUUAGUUUGACUUUGCCAUUUUCCGGGAAAAAAAAGCUCUACAUGACUAUUUUAAUUAGCCUGAUAAACCAGCUUAAAUUGGCGUCCAGCGGGUGGCACUGGUUUAUUAUAUUUUAAUUUGAUUGGGAUGGAAUGUUGUCAGUUCAGAUUGCACAUAUCAUGACGCACUCUUGGAAGGCAAUUUGCAUGCAUUUAGCUGCUUAUUCAGUGACUUGGAGGUCCACUUGAACUCCAUUUGUGUUUUUAGCAACAAGAACCAUCUUAUCUACAAGGGAAAAAGUCAUCAGCUUUAACACAUAGCCUAAGAUUGACGCCUAACUGUUAUUCCCAUGAAACGAAACACGUGAUGAAUAGUUGUGAAUUGUUACUAAAAACGAGCUGUAUGCAUGUGGUCAAACAAUUAGGCUGUGAACCUUCAAGGCCUAUUUUAUUCCAAAUAAACACCUUGCGGAUUUACAGGACAAAAGGAAACAAUGGGAAUAUUAGAUUUAACCUAAACACCGGCCAGUUCAUCACUCACAACCACUGAUUUCUCCAUCAUCUAUUAUAUGUAGCUAUUACAGGCAAAUUUAAUUUAGUUCUAGACUCUAAAUUAGAGGCGAACUACCAAUAGGCUAUGCGUAAUUUCGUCUCUUCGCACCAGGUGACGCACUUGUGCCCAACUCUCUGCCCAUUGAUCGAGUUUACCCUACAGCUGAACAUAAAUAAAAGUUCAAGUACAAAACUCAUUAAAUAUAAUUUAGACCUUAGUCGUGAGCCAUGCCUCAAAUGAAAGUGGUGAAAAAGAGAAAUAUACGAAAUAUUUAUAGUAGUAGUAAUGUUAUGAAUCUGUGAUGGAGCUUUUGAGAGGAAAAAACUGCCUUGACCCCUUCUCCUUUUACUUCCGGUGGCGUUUAGCUGCCAUCUUCAAACGAGGGAAAAUCUAAAUUUAUAUUUGUUUAUUGUUGUUUCAAUUUGUGAGUUUAGAGAUCAACACAUAUAACAGAUGUUGAUAUAGAGUUACAACACAAAUACCUGCCAACGACAGAAGAAGAUGUCGCUGGUGGAUUUGGGGAAGCGGCUUCUGGACGCUGCACGGAAAGGAGAGGAUGACGAGGUGAGGACACUGAUGGCCAAUGGAGCGCCGUUUACCACAGACUGGCUUGGCACCUCUCCACUUCACCUGGCCGCGCAGCAUGGACACUACUCCACGGCAGAAGUGCUUCUCCGCGCAGGCGUCAGUCGGGACGCCCGUACCAAAGUGGACCGCACUCCUUUGCACAUGGCUGCCGCUGAAGGACACUCUGUUAUUGUUGAGCUGCUUGUCAGGAGUGGGGCAGACAUUAACGCCAAAGACAUGCUGAAGAUGACAGCACUGCAUUGGGCCGCACAGCACGGCCAUCACACUGUGGCAGAGAUGCUGCUGAAGCACGGAGCCGAUGCGCAUGCCCUCAGCAAGUUUGACAAAACGCCAUUUGACGUCGCCGUUGACAUCCAAAAUGCUCAGUUGAUACUGCUUUUACAGGAGGCGAUGCAGACUCAGGUGAACAUCAGUGCUGAGGCCGGUAUCCCUGGCGGUGGCUCCGCUGGGCCUCAGUUCAUCAUCCAGGGCAUCCCAGGGCUGCAAGGAGGCGUCAUGAACCUGGCGGGCCUCAUCAAGGGGGAGACGGAGGAGACCAUUGCAGCCAACACAUUGGACUCCAGCAUCCAACAAAUGGUCGGUGAGGGGGGUCAAAGGGUCAUCACCAUAGUAACAGAUCAGCACGGAAACCUACAGACAACUGGCGGCUUGUCACAGCCUUUCCUUGUGACUAUGCAAAAUGGACAGCAAGUGCUGGCGGUCACAUCCAAUCAAAUUGCAGAGGAGAUUGUGGAGGAGGAACCCCUGCCACCCCCGGCCAGGAAAAGAAAGAUGGAAAUCUCAGACAAUCACACACUGGAGGCUGAUGACACGGUGCUGCUGCAGCGUCAGCUCCAAGAGGCGAACCGUAAAGCUCAAGAGUACCGACAGCAGCUGCAGCGGAAGGAAGAGGAGGCGGAGCAGUAUCGCAUCAAACUGGAGGCCAUGAGCAAUGGCAGCAGUGGCCAUAGCAACGGCAUUGCAGUCCAUGCUGAGGAGGAGGAGGAAGAAGAGGAAGAGGGAGUGGGCAUUCCACAGGAGGUGGUGGUUGAGGAAGAGGAGGUGCUUGACGGCAGCACGGCACACGAUGAGGAGCAGCAGCAGGAGUUGCUGGUGCUGUCGGAGGAGGGGGAGGGGACGGUGAUCGUCAAGACAGAGGAGCUGGACACUGAGCAGCAGCUCACGUUUGUGGAAGUGUCUUCCUCCUCCUCCUAGUCCUCCUCACUCAGAGACCAGGGCCCUGUUUCUCAAAAGCAUCAACUUACUUGGUUGCAAUGCAAUUUUCCAUUGACAACCUACUAAGUUGCUAACUGGUUUCGAGAAACGGGGUCCUUUUGUCGUAGAUCCACUACUCAUGGACAGUCACAGGCCCACCGGUGAGGCGGUGUGUGUUUGGGGGCGGGUGACAGAAUUGGGUCCCCAUUACAUUGCAUGUAUUGAGAGGGGAGACCUUUCAGAUGAUCUUGUCCCAGGCCCGAAAAUAGCUGUCAGCGGGCCAUACAAAUCAAUGGAAAAAAGAAAGGAAAGCAAGAGAAGUUUCAAAGAGUAUUGUUUUUUUGUUUUUUUUUCUCCCUUAAUUUUUUUUUUUGCAGAGACAUGCUGUUUGUCUUUUGACGUCUUUAACAGGUUUUUUUAGUACCAGAAGUCUAGUGGUACAAUCACAGCUAAUACCACUAUAGUAAGGAUUAAAAGUAUUGUUAUUGCUGGAUUAGAUUAAAGAAAAAUAUUCGUUCCAUGGAAAUGUUGUACAAUUUCCGGUAAUUAAUUUGACAUUAGCUGUCUUUGCACCACUUGACCCCCACAUACUGUAUUUGCUUUUAAAAACGUCAAGGAUUCCACAAACCCACGGCAGUCGUGGACACUCGUAUAACCAAAUGGAUCAAUGGCAGGAAGGAAAGAUAGACAUUUUUUGAAAGAGUAAAGAGUUGUCUUUUUCCUUUUUUGUCAACUUAGUUUUAAACUUUACCCAUGGUGCCUCAGAUUUUCCUCCUUGAUAAUGGGUAGAUUCUAAUCUGCGGUCUUCCGUCCUCCCUUGCUCACUUGCCUGCUUAUGACCUCAUGAUGUGACUUACGACAGAAAAUUAAUUCAAUAUCUUGCAAAAUCACAAUUCUAAUGUCAUUUUCUCAUUUGCAAUUGAGAUUGUGAAUGAAAAACAGUCCCCCAAAAAUUGUUGUGGCUAGGCUGACAGCUGGGAAACUUUAUUUUUUUCUCCACGGAGGAGGGGCCAGGAGGCAGGACGAGGUCACAAGCACAAGUGGAGGACGGGAGUGUGCAUAUUGGAAUGCACUCUAUAUCUCUCCUCAGGGCCAACCAAAAGCUCUCAGCUCUCCACCUGCUAAUUGUGUCACUGCUAAGCCUUAUAAUGUUAAAGAGUCUAUUGUUCUUUGCUAUGAUGGUCUUUGCCAUCCCCCCCCCCCCCCCCCUAAAAAUGUUGUUCAGGUGAAAUCUCUUGUUUAUAAUGACCUGGUCCAAAAUGGCAAUGGAAAAUGGCAUUCUUAUUUUAUUGUCUGUUUUUUUAAAACUUUUUUUAAGGUAUAAUAAAAUGCAUUUGUGCACAAGAGGGGAACGCCAUGUCCAAAGUGCAUCAAAUAUGAAAUUACUUUGUAUUAAUAAACAGCCCAGGGCAUUUAAAAAAGAA